AUGGCGAGGGAACGGAGCCGCAGUCGAGAAAGACGGCGUCGUUCUCGCUCGAGAUCGCGUGAAAGGGAUCGGGAUCGUCGUGAUCGAAGCAGAGAUCGUGAUCGCGAAAGGGAUCGAGACAGACGUCGACGAAGCAGAUCAAAGGAGCGCCGAAAGUCACGAUCACGAUCACGUAGCCCGCAUGAUAAAAGAGUUUUCACUGAAGACCGGAAAGAACCCGAGAAGCAACAUGAGAAACAACACGAGAAACAACACGAAAAAGAACACGAGAAGAAACGCAAGCACAAGCAUCGAGAGUCCAAUAAAGAUCCAAUAACGGCGGAAAUGGUUGGUGACGCUAGCGAUGAAAUGUCGAAAAUGAUGGGUUUCACUGGUUUUGAUACAACUAAAAAUAAGAAGGUUGAAGUUAGCGCCAUGGAUAAUUUUGUAGGAGCGUUGAUAUCGCUAAACUGCGGGGAGGAUUGUAUUUAUCAGGGCAAAGUUGUGCAAGUGGACACGACAAAUAAAAAUGUCACAAUCACCAGCGCUUUCAGAAAUGGCACUCCUUAUGGCUCCGGAAAGCCGGUUCUCGUCCAUGGCAAGGACAUAAAAAUGCUGAAGGUCCUAAAAACGGCUUCAGAACUGAACGACAUUCAAAAAGGCACAGUUAUCCCCAAAUCAUCAAAUACUCUCAUUUGUCCUGGACGAUGUGUAGAAAGCGACUCCCCUCGCUCUUUUCAAUAUGAGUCCAAGCGGGCCACAAGAACGAACAAGUCGAAUAUGAAGAUGAAAAUGCGUCCAAAGGGAGACGAGAUUACGCCCACCGAUGAGAGUGACGAAUCGAGCAGCAACGAAGGGUUCUCUUCAUGCAGCAACAAUCAAAGGAAGCCGCAGAAUCGAGGAAAAAGAAAUGUUUAUCGAGGUCGACUUGAAGAAAAUCCUGAGGAAAUUCCGGAUGUUGCUCCAACACCUCAAUUCCGAGCCUUCGAACCACAGAUUCCAUGUCCACAACAACUGCCAAAGAAAUUGUUCAAGACAGCUCGCGGAAAAGUGACGAGACCCUGUGGGAUCCCGGCGUUGGAUGCUCGAAAUGCAUAUGGAAGAAUUCAGAUGCAGAAUUCUGACCUCAACCGUCCGAUUGAUUUCGACCUUCUUCAUACGGAUUUCGACUUUGAGGGAAAUUUUGAGCUAUUCCGCAACCAAAUCAAUGGGGACAUCGAUGAUCAGCACUUUGAAGAAGUUGAGCAGCCAAAAAUGUCAAAAAAUUUUGCACACUACGAAAAUAUUAUCAAUGAUCCGAAGCGAGUUACUUCUUGGACAAAUGUGCAACGCGCAAGGCAAGCCGCUAUGGGAAUCAAAGCAUCAACCUCCUCUGAACAGAACACAGAGAAUAGUGAGAUAAACAGUGCCAGUGGAUUUGCUUCGACGAACUGUGGCGGAAGAGUGCCAUAUUUCUCAUCGGACGUGAAAAAGAAGCUUCUUAAACAAGCUGAACGCCAUCUUGGUGCCGACGUCUUUCAUGCAAUUUGUGCUGAUCGAAUCUACCAAUUUACGAUGGACACUCUGAAGAGAUCCUCGUUGAGUUUAUCUCCAAUCAUCGUUUUUGGUCGGAAAGCUUCACCGCCUCAACUAGUCGAUCGACUUCUGCUUCAUUUUUCCAAUCGAAAUUUGAUUGUUCAUGUUUAUGGUUGCGAGCCAAGUGAGCAGCUGCCAAAUAUUAAUUUCGUUGAGCAAGUAGAACGAUUGCCGACUAAUUGCAAGCUUGCUGUUUGUAUUGACGGUGAUUCAUCCUGUGACAAUAUUAUUGAUUGGUUGAUCUCUAACAAAGAGUGCCAUAUCGUCACACUGGAAAGCACACGAGCAAGGAUUCCAACUGAGAAGCAACAUCGCCUCUAUCUGAUGGCUCCUUCAACAAUUUCCGCGCCAACACUUGUUCUUGGUCGCACCUCAUUCGAUGUUCUUGCUGCCGCUAUCAACGGGUCGAAUAAAUCAACAAAUUGGGCAAAUUCGGCUGUCGCUGAUAUUGGAAUUCCGCAUACGUGGUUCUCUCAUGAUUGUCGCACGGCGCUUGCCGAUCGUUUCCUAUCAAAAAUGCUGGUCUACUUG
This is a messenger RNA of Mesorhabditis belari, 2085 nucleotides long. NCBI's taxonomy places the organism in Eukaryota, Metazoa, Nematoda, Chromadorea, Rhabditida, Rhabditidae. The record is from the annotation of a GenBank genome assembly.